AUGAAUUCAAGAUGCAUCUGCGGAAAAGUAUGCAAAAAUCCACGAGGCCUAAAGAUACAUCUGGCCAGGAUGAAGUGUAGGGACAAAGAAAGUAUACUGCAACGCACAGGACCUGGUCCUGGUGAGACGCAGGAGGAGCCGGGCCCGGAAGCACCCCACAGUGCCCAGCCCCUCCGAGCAGUAGAGCCUCUGAAUCCCUGCCCAACAGUCCAACCAAAGCGGAUCAAGUGGCCUUCAGCCAACAGCCACACAGUGUGGGAACAGUUUGAUUCAGAUGUGAGCCAGAUCCUGGAGACUACCGCCAAGGGAGAGGUGGACAGGCGGCUGGAGACCAUGACUGCGAUUAUCAUCAGCUAUGCUGCAGAGAGGUUUGGCCACCUUGAGAGCAGGAGCGUCAGGAACAGCUACACUCUGAACCGCAGAGCCGCCCAGAUCCACAAAUUACGCCAAGAACUCCGGAGUCUCAGGAAACAGUACAAGGCAGCUAGAGAGGAAGAGAAACAUCCACUCGCUGAGCUCCGCAACAUACUGAGGAAGAAGCUCAUGACGCUACGCAGGGCAGAAGGACAUCGAAGGCGGGCAAAGGAAAGAGCAAGAAAGCGUGCUGCUUUCAUCUCCAACCCCUUCACCUUCACCAAGAAGCUGCUAGGGGACCGGCGUAGUGGCAGCCUCGUUUGUUCACCUGCGGAGGUAAAUGCCUUCCUCCAUAACACCCUCAGCGACCCGGAGAGAGAUCAGGAACUAGGACCGCAGAGGGCCCUGAUAACCCCGCAGGCUCCAACAGUGGACUUUGCAAUGAGAGAGCCCAGCUGGACGGAAGUGCAGGAGGUUGUGAAGGGGGCAAGAACAGCUUCAGCCCCCGGCCCCAGUGGUGUUCCAUACACUGUAUACAAGCGCUGCCCUCAAAUUCUGCGACACCUGUGGAAGAUUUUGAGGGUGAUAUGGCGUAGGGGAAAAGUUGCAGGCCAAUGGCGACAUGCGGAGGGCGUUUGGAUCCCUAAAGAAGAAAACUCCAAGGACAUCAGCCAGUUCAGAACUAUCUCGCUGCUAAGCGUCGAAGGAAAGAUAUUUUUCAGUAUCUUAUCACGACGGCUGACAGAGUUUCUUCUGAAAAAUGGCUACAUUGACACCUCUGUGCAGAAGGGCGGGAUUCCUGGAGUGCCUGGCUGUCUUGAGCACACAGGAGUGGUGACACAGCUCAUCAGGGAAGCGCGAGAAGGAAAGGGAGACCUGACCGUGCUUUGGCUGGAUCUUGCCAAUGCGUACGGCUCCAUACCGCAUAAACUGGUUGAGCUUUCACUCCUGCGGCAUCAUGUUCCCAGCAAAGUAGCAGAUCUUAUCCUGGAUUAUUACAACAAUUUCAGGUUAAGAGCCACUGCUGGGUCAGGUACAUCAGACUGGCAUCGACUGGAGAAGGGCAUAAUAACUGGCUGCACCAUCUCUGUCAUUUUGUUUGCCCUUGCCAUGAACAUGAUUGUCAAGUCUGCAGAGGUGGAGUGUAGGGGACCCUUGACAACAUCAGGUGUACGGCAGCCCCCUGUAACAGCCUUUAUGGACGACCUAACUGUCACCACCACAUCUGUCCCAGGCAGCAGAUGGAUCCUUCAAGGCUUAGAGAAGCUCAUCGUAUGGGCAAGGAUGAGCUUUAAGCCGGUGAAAUCUAGAUCUCUGGUGCUCAAAAGGGGAAAAGUGACGGACAAGUUCCGUUUCACUUUGGCUGGAACCAUCAUCCCAUCCAUCUCAGAGCAGCCAGUUAAGAGCCUGGGGAAGGUCUUUGACUGCAGCCUCAAAGACUCCACCUCAAUCCAGAGAACCAACAAAGAGCUGGAGGACUGGCUGAGGCGCGUUGACACAUCAGGCCUGCCGGGGCGGUUCAAAGCUUGGAUUUACCAGCAUUCCAUCUUGCCCCGAAUCCUGUGGCCGCUCCUGGUGUAUGCGGUGCCCAUUACAACGGUUGAGGCCAUGGAGAGGAAGAUAAGUAGCUUCCUGCGCAGAUGGCUUGGCCUGCCCCGCAGUUUGAGCAGUUCUGCCCUGUAUGGCUGCAGUAACGUCUUGCAGCUCCCGUUCAGUGGACUCACUGAAGAAUUCAAGGUGUCCAGAACACGGGAAAUCCUGCAGUACAGGGAGUCCAGGGAUGAGAAGGUGGCAUCUGCUGGGAUCCAGGUACGAACAGGAAGAAAAUGGAGAGCAGACAAAGCUCUGGAGGUGGCAGAGUCACGGCUGAGGCAGAAAGCCUUGGUGGGGUCCAUAGCCUCAGGGCGCGCAGGCGUGGGAUAUUUCCCUACAACCAGGGCGGAUAAGGCCCAGGGUAAAGAACGGCAGCGUCUUAUCCAGGAGGAGGUGCGAGCAGGCGUGGAGGAAGAGCGGACCAGCAGGAUGGUGGGAAUGGGCCAGCAAGGUGCAUGGACUAAGUGGGAGAACGUUCUGCAACGAAAGGUAACCUGGUCCAACAUCUGGAGAGCAGACGUUCAUAACAUCAGGUUCUUAGUCCAAGCUGUAUAUGACGUCCUACCAAGUCCAAGUAACCUUCAUGUCUGGGGGAAAACAGAAACGCCAUCCUGUCCCCAGUGUCCAGGACGGGGAUCUCUGGAGCACCUGCUCAGCAGCUGCCCAAAAGCCCUGGGAGAAGGGCGCUACCGUUGGCGCCACGACCAGGUCCUUAAGGCAGUUGCUGACAGCAUAGCCACAGCCAUCAACACCACCAAGAGCCAUGGCAGGGUGCAGACCAUCAAGUUCCACAGAGCGGGAGAGAAGCCUGAAAAACAACCACGGGCAAGGUCAGGUCUCCUCACCACUGCAGCUGACUGGCAACUGCAAGUAGAUCUAGGCAAGCAACUUAAGUUUCCUGCAAGGAUAACAUCUACGCGACUGCGACCCGACAUGAUCAUUAUGUCAGAAUCCACCAAGCAACUGAUCAUGUUGGAACUUACCGUUCCCUGGGAAGAGCGUAUGGAGGAAGCAAACGAAAGGAAACGCGCCAAGUACCAGGAACUGGUAGACGAGUGCAGGAAGCAGGGCUGGAGAACUAUCUGUGAGCCCCUGGAGGUGGGCUGCCGAGGUUUUGCAGGGCGUUCCCUCUGCAAAGUUCUCUCGGUGCUCGGCCUCACAGGGGAGGCGAAGAAGAAGGCCAUCAGAGCCGCGACUGAAGCCGCAGAGAAGGCCACAAGGUGGCUAUGGAUCAAGAGGGCAGAUCCGUGGGCAAGAGCUGCUGGGACACAGGCCGGAGCUUGAUCACCUCCGGUCGGGUCGCCUGGGUGAGGGUGUAUGAUGUUGAGAGACCCGAAACACCCAAUGAUCGCCAGGAAUCACAUCACUGAUGAUGUG
This is a messenger RNA of Engraulis encrasicolus (European anchovy), 3324 nucleotides long. RefSeq lists its product as uncharacterized. The transcript has a single exon. Lineage: Eukaryota; Metazoa; Chordata; Actinopteri; Clupeiformes; Engraulidae. Gene Ontology annotation, biological process: viral genome replication. Gene Ontology annotation, molecular function: RNA-directed RNA polymerase activity. The coding region runs from base 1 to 3231 and encodes 1076 amino acids. The record is from RefSeq and is a predicted model, not a curated record.